AUGUACUACGAGCCAGGCAAAACUGCACACAACCUUCCGCAUGAUCCCUUCAAAGCCUGCGUCGUUCCACGUCCAAUCGGCUGGAUCUCAACCGUUUCGGCCACGGACUCAACCGUACAUAAUCUUGCACCCUAUUCGCAGUUCAACAACCUGACAUUUGAUCCUCCUUACGUCAUGUUUUCGGCCAACCAGAAGCCAGACAUGCAAAGAAAAGAUACGGUCCGUAAUGUCGAGUCGACCGGAAAGUUCUGCUGGAAUCUUGCAACAUGGGACUUGCGCGAAGCCGUCAACAUUUCCGCAGAACAGGUUGGAUACGCAGUGGACGAGUUUGAGCGCGCCGGGCUGCGUAAGGAAUACAGCCAUUCACUGCCUGGAGACCCCGUUCCCAUGAUUAAAGACAGUCCAGUGAAGUUUGAGUGCGUCUAUCACUCGACUAUCAGGUUGCCUGCCAACCCACCAAUGGGAACUGUCGACGUCGUCAUCGGCAGAGUUGUAGCUGUUCACAUCCACGAUGACGUGCUUACAGACGGAAAAUUGGAUGUCAGGAAAACGCAACCAAUCGCUCGUUGUGGUUACUUCCAGUAUGCGGUCAUUCGGGACACUUUUGACAUGGUAAUUCCCGGUAUGGACGACGCCACUUACGCUGGGUUGGAAGGGAACAGCGGGAUACACAAAGAGAUUAGAGAGGGCAAACUGGGACAGAACGGCUUGAAGUAG
This is a messenger RNA of Colletotrichum gloeosporioides, 717 nucleotides long. RefSeq lists its product as uncharacterized. Bases 1 to 717 code for a protein of 238 amino acids. NCBI's taxonomy places the organism in Eukaryota, Fungi, Ascomycota, Sordariomycetes, Glomerellales, Glomerellaceae. The record is from RefSeq and is a predicted model, not a curated record. The transcript has a single exon. Gene Ontology annotation, molecular function: FMN binding.